This is a messenger RNA of Anastrepha obliqua, 10271 nucleotides long. RefSeq names its product apolipophorins (gene apolpp). Gene Ontology annotation, biological process: lipid transport. The transcript has 8 exons. Gene Ontology annotation, molecular function: lipid carrier activity. The coding region runs from base 158 to 10171 and encodes 3337 amino acids. The record is from RefSeq and is a predicted model, not a curated record. Lineage: Eukaryota; Metazoa; Arthropoda; Insecta; Diptera; Tephritidae.
AUGACUUACUUUUAGAUUGUCGUUGCAUUCGGUGAAUGCGGCCAGCCUAUUAUUUUUGAAAUUCCUAUACCCCCGAAAUCUAUAGAUAUCUGAAUGCAAAAGUUGUAUCAGGCUCAUAAUUAAAAUAGUGAUACAGAAAGUCCAAAGAGCUCGAACGAUGAGGGUAAUUUAUCCUUCCCUACUAAAUGCCGUCCUGUUUUUUAGUUUGGUUGUUGGUGUUGUAAAAGCAGCCAAUACUUGCAAGAGAGGAUGUCCCCAAUCUGACAAUGGGAUCUUAAAAUUUCAGCCAGGAAAUGUUUACGAAUACAACUUUGAUUCAAUUCUGACAUAUGGACUAGGGCCAGGCGCGUCGACAGAUAUCGAUGACACAAACUUAAAACUAGUUGGCACAGCUAAAGUUUUUGCUGAAGGCAAUUGCGGAUACACGUUACAACUGAGUAUUAUCAAAGUUUCGAGCACCAAAGAAGUCAUAGAAAAGAAGAUAGUGCAAAGCAUUCAGAAGCCUGUACAUUUUACCUUAGUGAAUGGCAAACUGGAGUCUCAAUUGUGCUCCGAUCCCAAUGACAAUCAAUAUGCUUUGAAUAUAAAACGAGCUAUUAUUUCCUUGUUACAGUCUAGCACGGAAGACGGUACCGAAAUUGAUGUCUUUGGCCAGUGUACAACGCAUACAUCAGAAUCUAAAGUUGGUGGGGCGCAGAUUGUUACCAAAACACGUGAUUUAGAUCAAUGUAACUAUCGAGAGAAUACUUAUAGUGGUUUAAUCCAAGGUGUUGUUAACCAAGCGGCUGGAAUCAAAUCUACGCAUAUUUUCAAAGCUAGCUAUGUCAAGGAAUCGAAAAUUUCGAAUGGCGUUGUUGAAAAUGUCCAUUUGGUUGAAGAGUACAGCUUUGGUGUGGGCGAGAACGGCAUGCACAGUGUGCAAGGCAAAGUAAUUACGAACCUAAAGUUAAAAAAUCUAUCUGGCGCAGCCGCAGUUGCCCCUCAGACUGGCGCUCAUGGCACUUCAAUUAUUUUCCAAAAACCGGAGUUAUAUACAACUAAAAAUUUGGUUGUUUUAAAAUCGGCCUUAACUCAACUAGUCGACUUACUGAACGACUAUGUGAAAAAAGACUCUGCCAAAGGUUUUAUUGAACUUAUACGUUUAAUGCGUAAUGCGGACACGGAUACCCUGCUAGAAUUGGCCGCUGUGGCUCACCCAAACACCGUCUUGGCACGUAAGGUGUAUCUGGAUGCAUUAUUUCGCACUGGUACCUCCGAAUCUACCAAGGCCAUUCUAAAACAGUUUACAAAAUUAGACGAACAUGAAAAGCUUAUCGCCAUUAUUUCACUAAACCUCGUACAGUCUGUAGAUAAAGACACUUUAAAUCAAGCAGAAAAGUUAUUAACAUACAACGCUCCAAAACAAGUAUAUUUGUCUAUUGGCAAACUGGUUUCGAAAUAUUGCAGUGCAAAUGGAUGUGAGCAGGCAGAAUUGGACGGAAUCUCAAAGAAAUUUAUUGAUAAUCUUAAGCAUUGCAAAGCUAACACAAAAAAGGACGAAGAUCGUAUUGUAAAUGUAUUGAAAGGUAUAACUAAUAUGGAACAUUUAACAAGCAACGCUGCUGUUGUUUUGGCUGAGUGUGCUUCAUCGGGCCGCUCGACGCGAAUUCGUGUGGCAGCGUUGCAGGCUUUUUCUUCAGCUAGCUGCGAUUCAGUUUUGGCUUCAAAAGCCUUGGCCUUACUGCGCGAUCGUAAUGAAGAUUCGGAGAUAAGAAUCGAAGCAUAUUUAGCAGCUAUUAAUUGUCCUACAGCUAAUUUGGCCACCGAUAUUGCAGAUAUUGUAAAUUCAGAGCCGGUAUAUCAAGUUGGUGGAUUUAUUGCAUCCAGUCUUAGAGCAAUACGUGAUUCAACGGACGCUUAUCGUGCUCAUCAGCGCUACUUUUUGGGUCAUAUUCGUAUUACAAAACAUUUCCCGAAAGACUUAAGACGCUACAGCUACAAUAAUGAAGUAUCCUACAAACUUGAUGCACUAGGUGUUAGUGGUAGUUCCGAUUACAAGUUGAUAUAUUCACAAUAUGGAUUCUUGCCCCGUUCGGCAAGGCUUAAUGUUAGCACUGAAAUUUUCGGCACGAACUUUAACGUUUUCGAAGUAAGUGCAAGGCAAGAAAACUUAGAGAAUGUUUUGGAAUAUUAUGUGGGACCUAAAGGUUUGCUUAAUAAGGACUUUGAUGAGAUAAUGAAACUAAUCGAAGUCGGAGGAAAUCCUAAUCGCGCCCGUCGUUCCAUUGUUGAUGACACAUCAAAAUUUUCAAAAAAAUAUAAAACAUAUGGGAGCAAAAACCUUCAAGACAUCAAUCUUGACUUAUCGAUGAAGUUCUUCGGUUCAGAAAUGCUGUUCCUUAGCCUUGGAGAUCAGAUUCCAAGCACAUUAAAUGAUAUAAUUAAACAUUUUUCUUUCAUGUUUGAUGAAGUAAAAAAGGAACUCUCAUCGUUUAAUAAAGAAUUCACUUUGCACGAUCUUUUCCUUGAUGUAAAUGCCAUAUACCCGACUGGUCUUGGUAUACCAUUAGAGUUGAAUACGCAAGGUUUUUCCGCUAAUAAAUUAGAUUUCGGUAUAAACCUAGAUAUCGAUGCUGUCCUUGAGCAAAAUUGGAUAGUCACCAAAUAUCAAAUGAAGCUAGUACCAAGUGUUGAUAUUAGUUUAAAAUUACAACUUGGUUUUAACGCGUAUGUUUUGGCUACAGGACUUCAGAUAGAAUCUAAUUUUCAUUCAGCGCCUGGUACCGAUAUUAAGUUCGAUUUCAUUAACGAAGGAAAUGGCUUCAAUUUAGACAUCCAGUUGCCCCGAAACAAGCUUGAAUUAAUCGAUGUGGAAUUUAACCCAGGAUUUUAUAUAACUGAACUUGAUAAACCAACAAAGGUAAUUACGCCAAAAGUUGCCAAGAAGCGAAACAUCGAUAAAUACCACAUGUGCUUUAAUCAAUUGGAUAGCAUUGGACUGAAUUUAUGUAUAAAUACAGCUGGGGUUGCCAUUGGAAAAGAAAACUCAGCAAAUAAUGGGGACAUUUACAGUUUAACACAUCCAGUUAGCUUCAGUGUCUGCACAGAAACGGAACGAAAAUAUAAUCUGCAGGGAUCAUAUGUGUCAAAGACAAAUAGUGGCAGUCAGCAGUGGAAACUUGAAUUGAAUACUCCAGGAUCGGUAGAAUCUCAUACUGCUAGCAUCACCUUUGAGCUUGGAUCGAAUCCCCACUCUUAUGGACGGUUGGCUUUUAAUACCCCGUUGUAUCACUUUGCCCUUGAGUCCGGUUGGAAAAACGACAACAAAGAAUUGGUUCUAUAUGCUCAAUAUGAGGAUAAUGACAACGUCAAACGAAACAGGAUUGGCUUCAUUCGCAGUGGUAAUGAAUAUCGUCCUGUUAUUGAAAUUCAGGAUAAGAACGGUGUGGCCCAGGAAAUUAAUGGCUAUAGUAUGGAUGGAAGGAUAGUUUUACAAAAAACAGGCGACAAACUAGCCAGAUACAUUUUCGAUAAUUUCCAGAUAAAACAUAAAGAAAAUGAAUGUGUUGUUGUAAACGGUUGGACAGAAGUGGGACCAGCUUGGUUGAACAAUGAAAUGCGCAUAGGCGUUGGAAAGGAUUCAUAUCUGAUCAAAGGUAACUUCAAGGUGGAUAAGGGGGUAUAUGAUAUUGGAUUCUUCACAAAUGAUGAGCGGACGCCCGACAAUGUCUAUGGAGGAUCCGCCAAUGUCCAGCUGGCUGAACAAUUAUUCGUUGUACAGUUGGUUGGCGCCGCUGCUUAUUGGCAAGUGGAUUUUAAUAAUGAAGUGCAGUACACAACGUCUGAAAAAUCGAAUGCCUUUGCAUCCAGCAACUUCAAACACGAAAUAACUAUCAGGCAAAAGAAGAAUGUGUUUGGACAAUUAAAAUUAAAUGGCAUAACCUCUGGUAACAACAAACUGGAACUCGAUACUGAAUUAGUGCGAGGCAAGAGGCUGACUGCUUUUAAAUUCAAAUAUUUCGGUAAUCGGCAUGCUCAAGGUGAUUAUAUUGUCGAGUUACAUGGAAAAUAUAACAAACAUUUUGCUGACAUAAUCGCCAAGAGUGACUUUAAUGGGUAUCGUUUUGUCAUUGAUAACUCUCUUGCCACUAGUUGGGGUACAUCAAUCACAAUUAAAGGUGAAGUAGGUCAACGUUUCACCGCUCAAGAUAUUCAUAUUGAUGUUAAUGGUGCAGCACAGUUUAGUAAGAAAGAUAAGCCAUUUCAAUGGUAUGUCAAAGUGAUUGGUGCACCCGACAAGACCAGCAACGAGUUGAAAGUAUCACGUGACAAUACAGAAAUUCUAAAAUAUAUCGGUGAACUGCAUCAUCCUCAAGACAAACUAUCAGCUGGAAAGAUCAAUUUGUCCGCCAAAAAUUUAGCAGUACUUAAAGCUGACUUUAAAGUCGCCAAAAAUGGGAAAGGCGAAGUUAACGUAGCAAUUGAAACAAUUAAAUCCGAUCAGAAACAUAAAGUUGACGUAAAUUCAAAAUUCCAAGUGCAAGCACCCAAAUAUGAAGUGGAAACAAUAAUUGUCUUUGACGACGAAAAAAAAGUUUUCUUUAGGACCGAAAGCCAUUUGGAUAAAGUGAAAUUUUCAUCUAAGAAUUUAGCAGAAAUUUCAAACAAAAAAAUUGCAUUCGAUGCUACUGCUGCGGUUAAAGGAGAUUUUCGGAUAAAUGGCGAAUUGCAGGGAAACUUUGUUUUUACUUCCCCUACGGGUUAUGUUAUUGAUGGUAAUGUCAAACACAAAGUUACCACCAAUACCAAAACCGGUAAUGCACAAGGCAAUCUUGACGCACAAGUAAGUGAAUCAUACGACAGCAAAAAACGCUCUUUGGCGUUCACGGUUAAUGCUGACAAAUUUAAUUCUAAAACAAAAGAGCUCUUGCAAAACGUUGAAUUGACGUUCACUAAUUUUGACAGUAAGAAAUUGGAAUUAGCAGCGAGUUUAAAACAUUUACCCAAAGAGCAAAGCAAAACCAUCGAAAUUAAAUCAAGCUUACGAGGCGAUUUCCUAAAUAUACCUGCAAAUGCGGAUUUUGUAGUUGAUGAAUAUGAUAGCGAACAUGCCAUUUUCCGAAUUGACCUUAAAUAUGGAGAAUCCUACAAUUACAAUAUUAAUGGUAGAUAUAAUUUCGGCGGUAACGAUAGCCCCGCGUCAUACGAAGUCCAAGGAAAUGUUCAAUUACCAAGGAGUAGCAUCAAGUCGGUCCAGUUCAGCUCGAAUGGUAAGCUGAUAAAGCCAUCAAAUGGAACUGGCACCUAUAUCAUUGAACUGCAUGUAGAUGAACAUGCUGGAGAUAGACAAUUCUUGCGUCUGAACACUGUUUGGAAGAGUUCACAGCAACAAAGUGCUUAUUCUUUCGAUUUGGAAACUAAAGAUAUGCAUGGACCACUGACAUUGGAGGGUACCUACGAGCAUCAGGGAGCUAUUAAAAACGGCUUAACUAGCAUAAAACAAGGAUAUUCAUUCAACUGUAAUUAUAACAAUAAUUUUGUUAAAAUGUCUGUUGGUCUCAAUUUUGAUGGUGUCAACAAAGCAACCGCACAUUACGCAUUGGACAGUAGUUUCGAAUCAGCUAAAAAUGUUGGUGUAGAUAUACAUUUGCAGAAACUUGAAGUCGAUGCUUAUGAGGUCAAGUGGCAGGCAAAGUGUGGCAACAGCGUAUAUUCAUCUGAUGCCAAAAUCUAUCAGUCGCAAUAUAAAAAAGGAUUUGAUUUGUUUGUCAAAACUCCAAAAAGUGGUCCUAUAGUUUUUGUGGGCCUUUUUGAAAUUUUAGGAGAUCACAAAUCGAAGCUUUCGAUUGAAAUAAAAAAUGUGAUUGAUUUAGAUUUCUCCUAUAACUCAGAAUCAUCAUAUAAGAAUUUUGAUGAUUUCUUUAUUCAAGCAAAUUUGAAUUCGGCAAAAUUAAAUCUUCAAAACUACGACCUUGAUGUGCGAUCCCAGGGUAAAUCUAUAGUAUUUCAUUUGAAAAACGCACAGGAUGUAAUUUUUGCUGGCAGCGCGACUUACUCGCAUAAAAAGGAAAAGAGCAAGAGCAUUAUUGAAGGCCAGGGCCAGGCACAAUAUAAAGGAAAAUUACAGAAGACAAAUUUCCGACUCAUACAUCAAAUUUAUGACGUUAAUGUUGACAAAGAAAUGGGAUUCUCAUAUACCUUGGAUGGCACUUUUGGUCCAAAAAAAGGUGUGUCUACUUUGAAAAUUACGAACAAGGAAGUUGAUGUUAAAUUAUCAAUAUGUGAGGAGAAGAAACAAUGUACCAAUGUGCAGUUGCAGUCUAUUGUCUCCCAAAAUGGCCAAGAAAUAGAGUCGCCGCAACAUUCCUUACUUAUUGUAAUAGACUUGCGGGAACUUGGCUAUCCUUACGAAUUUGAAUUCCAAUCAAAGACUAUUCCUCAAGGAUUGAAGCUUCAAUAUAGCCUCGAAUCACAAAUUGUGUCAAACAAUAACUUAAAGUAUAAGUUUGUCGCCAACAUAUUGCCAACAAACUCUAAUAUUCAGGUCACAUUACCUCAUCGGGAACUUUUACUAGAAGUAAAGCAACUAUUCCCCGGGCAAGGAAAAAUCUUUGGACAUUACGAGAAUUCAAUCAUCUUCUACUUUGAUAAAAUGAACAAACCAAAUGAUGUUACUCGUCUAAAGGCUGUUGCUGAUAUAACUGGUACUGAGCUCUUAGACAUAAAUGUAAACAGUGAAAUGAGGUUUGAACAUCCAACUAUUCGCCCAUUGACAAUCUCAGGGAAAUUUGAUGUUAACCGCCAGCAAAAGAUUGUUAACAGCGAAGUUAUUUUGGACAUAUUCCGUUAUCCGGAACAACAGAUUAUCAGUUCCCUGCGCACACAAAGCAUCAACCAAGGCAAUGGUUUUAAUAUUACUACUUUGGAAACAUUGCAUUCCACCGGUCUGGGUUUUAAAUACGAAUUCAGCGGUCACACAGCGGUUAACGUGGACUCACAAAUAUUCAGUGCGGGUGCCAUUUUGCAUAGUGGUGCAUCAGAUCUGAAAGCUGUUGCCAACGUUUACGCUACAAUGGAGCAUACUGAUGUGUCCGUGUACGUUCUGAAUGAGCCCAUUUUACAGGUGGCAGUCGAUUUCAAUCGCCAAAAAUACGCAGUGAGGAUAGAUAGUAAGCUGCAACUUUUCAGCCAAGCUCCAUUUGAACUCGUCAGCGAGUUACAGCCCUCACAGUCAAAAUUCACUGUUAAACGCAAGGGUCUUCUCGAUCUGAACGCCGAUGCAAAACUUGGCAGGGAAUUUAAUGUUAGUAUUCAAGGCAUUGAUAAGCAACUAUUCAAUGGUCGCGUGGCUUUAGAUGCUGUCAACUUUUUGCAAACAAGUUACUCGAGCAACCGCGAUGACAUCACAUCAUUUCUGACUGUUGCUGAAACCGAAAUGAAAAAGGAUACAGAUGCAGCAAUUGAAAAAAUAAAGAGCAGAUUUAAACAUCUACGCGAAAUGGUCAAUAAGCAAACACAAUUGUUGAAGGGUAGCACACCCGAUCUUUCGAAGCUGAAGGCAAAUUAUGAGGAAAGUCUCAACGAAAUCGUUAACGAACUAGCGAAUGACCCGGCCUUAAAGCAGAUUAAUGAAAGCUAUGAGAAGAUUUACAGUAGGGCUUUGAAAAUUGCUGAGGAUGUAUCAAAGACUGCUACUGCGUUCUUUGAAAACGUGCACAAGUCCAUUGCAGAAUUUUAUGAAAACUUGCAAAGUACAUUAAAGGAAACCGUGCUACCAGCAUGGGAAGACCUGUUGGUUACCGCUUCCAAAGUUCUUGGAGAUUUGCGCGUGAAAAUAGUAAAUAUUCUAACUCAACUGGUCCAAGAUGCUUGGAGCAUAUUGGAAGAAUACGGGCCUGCGUUAAAAAAUUAUGGCAAAGCCAUUAAUGAUACACUGAAGCCACUGAAUGAAGCUAUUCAAGAACUUAUUAAAGUAGUAGCCGAGAUCAUUGAGGAGUUCUCCGAGGAAUUGAAGGAAUAUCUUACGAAACUUCCCAAACUUGAUGCACUCCAAAGUGAAUUGAAGAACCGUUUGAAAAACCUUCGACUUUUGGAUAAUACUUUAAAGUUUUUAAGCAAUCUCUUUGAACAAUUGCAAAUUUUACCAUUAACUCAAGAGUGUACCGAAUUCCUCAACAAAUUCCGUGAAUAUGCUGAGGCGAAGCUAACUAAUAAGCCAAUAAAUGAUGAGCAAGUUUUUCAAGAGCUGACGCAACUCCUAAUGCAAGCUGUAGGUUCUAUUUGGACUAAUUUGGAUGUAAAUUUACCAUCAAUCAUUUCCGGCAAUAUGUUUACUUCUUUAUUGGGUGCAACAUCGGAAUCAUUUGACAUACUUGAGAAACUCCCAAGCGUCUUGUCAUUCCGCUUUAGCAUUUUUAAUUUCUUCUUCAAUGAGAACUGGAAACAUAUUUUCAGCGAGGAAUAUCUAAAAUCUUGGAUAUUCUUCCAAGACUUUAAUCUUCAUGGUCAUAUCGCCGAUGGCCACCAAGUCUUUACUUUCGAUGGUCAACAUUACUCCUUCCCGGGGAGCUGCAAGUAUAUAUUGGCUCAAGACAGUGUGGAUAAUAACUUUACCAUCAUUGCACAGCUCAACAACGGCAAGCUCAAAGCUAUUAUAUUAACCGAUCGUGAUGGUAAUUUCGCUGAAAUCACGGACUCUGGCGUUCUGAAAAUUGAUGGCAAUCAAGCAGAGUUCCCUCAACAUGUCAAUAGCAUUUAUGCCUGGCGUUUAUUCUACACCAUUUGGUUACAUUCAGAAUAUGGUGUUGAAGUUAUGUGUACACAGGACUUGAAGGUGUGCAAUAUUAAAGUAGAUGGUUUUUACACCAGCAAGACACGCGGUCUACUUGGAAAUGGAAACGCCGAGCCAUAUGAUGAUUUCGUUCAAAUUGACGGCUCAAUCGCUCCAGAUUACGCUUCACUUGGUAACGGAUAUGCAAUCGGGAAAUGUGCAUCAAUUACUGCCCAACCAGUGGAUGAAACUCCACGAUCAGAUAUUUGUACCGAGCUAUUUAGUUUGUCUUCACCUUUGGUACCUGGUUAUAUCUUUGAGAAUCCUUCACCCUACCGCGCAAGAUGUGAUUCCGCAGUCGCUGAAGCACCGGAGAAGGAAAAAGAGCUGGCAGCUUGUAUAAUAGCUACUUCUUAUGGUUCUGCACUCAAAUUGCAAAAAAUUUCCAUUAGGUUGCCAUCACGUUGCUUAAAAUGUCCUGGUGCUGUUGGACAACGAGAACUUGGUCAGGAGUUUACAGUUAAGAUACCGAAUAACAAAGCAGAUAUUGUAUUCGUCGUCGAUAUGGACGUGAGCCCCACUUUACUAAGCAACUUGAUUGCACCUGUAAUAAUGGAAGUUCGAGACUCUCUUAAGACACGCGGCUUCACUGAUGUGCAGAUCGGGGUUAUUGCUUACAAUGAAUCCCAGCUCUAUCCGGCUUUGUUAACUAGUGAUGGUGGAAAAAUUAACUACCAAGGUAACAUAGCCAAUGUUCAGCUUAAUGGUCCCAAAAACUUCUGCAUACACUGUGCCUCGCAGGAGGUGGCUGAUCCAAAAGUGGUCGAAAUUUUCAAGGGCAUUGAGUUAUUUUUGAGAAGCAUCAUUCCACAAUCUGAUGAAAAAGCGUUCCGUCUUGCUCUCAAUUUCCCAUUCCGUGCAGGAGCUGCAAAGAGUAUUGUUGGAGUUCGUAGCAAUACCUUGGAAUUCUCCAAUUUGCUCAAAUUGGUACGUGCUCAUUUAACGGAUGCAGCAACCAGCUUCAACGGCGCUUUAUUACACAUGAUCGGCCCCGUAAAGGAAUUGUUCAUGGAAGGCAUUUCCAAGGAAAAAAUAGUCGGAUUUAAUUCGCGUUUAAUCGCAACAUUAGACGGUAAAGAUGCAAAGAAACGACAGAAAUUACAAUUUCAAAAUGAUAUCGGAAUUGAUUUUGUUCUCGACAAUGGGGGUUGGGUUUUCACCACACAAAACUUUGAUCAAUUAAAGCCCAACGAACAGAAAAAGACUUUUAAUCAAGUGGUAAAUACAUUAGCUGAUACACUUUUCAGAACGGAAAUCGUUAGCGAAUGUGAAUGUGAAGCACCCCAUGGGCUGCAUGCACAGCAUCGUUGCGUCAUUAAAUCUUCUACUUUCUUGCCGAAUAAGAAAAUUAAGUCGAAAUAGAUCGAAUUAUAUUUAAGCAAUGACUACAAACUAAACAUGCCUUUGUUAUACAAUAAGAAUAAAAUUAAUACAUUAAAAAAAAUCGUUUAUUUUUACUAAA